CCUGUAUGCAGAAAUUGAGAUGUCUUCAGAAGAGGCCAGGAGUGUAGUGGGGAGUGAAGUGGUGCCCCUGGAUUAUGGUAGUAUGGAUACGGAGAGCAGUCCGUCUCCAACGAGUUCGGAGAGGACGGUGGAGGAGAGGAGGGAUGAAGGAGUAGUAGAGGAGGAGGAAGAGGAGAUCCCCUUAAACGUGUUGGAAUCUGGGGGUGGCGUAGAUGGGUGCUAUGACCCGGACUUAGAGAUAGUGUCUAAGGUGAGGGGGUAUGUGAGCGAACUAGGUAGUAAGAGUAGCCUUAGGGGGUUAGUAGGGAACUGUAACCUUCAUCACCAUGUCCUAAUCAGGCCUGCCGGGGUGAAUGAGAGGGCAUGCUCAGCACCCCGAGAUCAUUGGAUGCCCAUAUACCUGCAUUAUUUGAUUGCAGGGCUUAGGGCUGGGGGUAGGGGGGAGAAGGGGUGGUACUACUUCGGCCCUCGGUCGUCCAGUAAAGGGAAUAGGAGUUUAUUCUCUGCUGGACCGUCAUCCAUCAAAGGGUGGAAAGAAAAAUUCUUCUUUGUGGAUGACACCGAGUGGAGUAGGAGGGAUGCCGAAGUGGAACAGUUGUCUGCUUGGAAAGCGAAGAAAACCAAGCAGAACAACUACAAGUUGAAUGAGGAUGAGGUGGAGGAGGUGGAGAAGCUGGUGAGGGAAGAUGGAGACGUAGUGGAUAUCUUGUACCUCACCAGUCCGAAGGCAAUAGAAGCUGCUGAGCUCUAUGGGCCAAGCUCAUUGAGCGAUGGACGAUUUUCUGAGAUGGACGAUUUUGUAAGUGCUGCUGGAGGACUGCGCAUCCCCAAGAAGCCAAGGAAGAAGUCAACGACUUCAGCUGCAGCGAACAAAGGGGUGCCAGAGAAAGAGCGCCUGCCCAGCACUUCUGCCCGAGCUGUGGAGAGGAAGAAGAGGAGGGUGGCAGAGCUAGAAACCAGGGGGGACGAGGUAGUGGAGUUUGUGCCUCGGCCUUCUCCUCCAGAAAUCAAUCCUGAAGACAGGGAGAGGGAGGAGGCCGUGGUACGAGGUCUUGGCCGAGGCAAGGGGCCCUUUCCUCAACCUUCGUUCCAUAAGAGUUUGUUCGAAGCAACAAACACGACUGGGGCGAAGCACUUCCUCAACGCUACUCUUCCGGAGGGGGAUAGGAUGCAGGCGAAGGACGAGGUGGUUAGUCAUAUGGGAUAUACUGUUGUGAGGCACGCCCUAGAGAGUGCGAGCUGGACAAACGCUCUAGCGCAGGAGUAUGUAGAGAGCGUGAGAGAUCAUGCCAGCUUGCAGAGGCAGUGCGAGCAGCUGCAGAAGGAGAAGGAUGAGUUGCAGAAGGAGAAGGGGGAAUGGGAGAAGGAGAAGAGGGAGAUGCAGAGGAGGCUGGAUGAAGUUCUCCCUUCAGUGACUGAGCUCCAGAACGAGAAUGAUGUCCUGAGCACGAAGCUUGUCCUCGAAGAACGUAAGAGGAAGAUUUGCGAGGAGAAGCUCGAGGCUCAAGACAAAUACAUGGACAACAUGAGGAAAAGAGCAGCGGAGCUGAAGAAGAACGUGAACGUACUGGUUCACAACGGGAUGGAGGAGCACAUUGGCAACUUCCUCAACUCCAGCACCUUCGAGAACAUCCUCAAACUCUACCGGCUGCCAACCGCAAUCGUGGCCUUCACCGACUAUAGAAAGAAGGUGAAGGCCCAGUACCCAGAGGUGGACGUGACAACAGUCACCUUUGGGGAACAAGAAAAAGGAGUGGAGGAGGAUGGUGAGAGUCUCUGUGCUGACUUCCGACCUCAAAUUACUCUAAGGUGGGAGCGUGAUGCAGAGGGACGCACUAUCUUUCCUCCAGACUUUGAUGUUGAGCUAGUGGCAGUGGAGGAAGAAAGAGAAGGAGAAAAAGAAGAGCAAGGUGCUGGAGCUGAAGAUCAGGCAGCCUUGGCCGAAGUGCAGCCUCCUGAGGUGAAUGACUUCAGAUAAAAUAAAGUAACUUUAUUUAA
Rubroshorea leprosula is the source of this 1998-nucleotide messenger RNA. The record is from the annotation of a GenBank genome assembly. Lineage: Eukaryota; Viridiplantae; Streptophyta; Magnoliopsida; Malvales; Dipterocarpaceae.